Messenger RNA from Protopolystoma xenopodis, 426 nucleotides. The record is from the annotation of a GenBank genome assembly. NCBI's taxonomy places the organism in Eukaryota, Metazoa, Platyhelminthes, Monogenea, Polystomatidea, Polystomatidae.
AUGGUUUUUCACUCUGUAAAUUGUCUAGCUGGUAUAGAGGUGACUUCCGAUGCAUUUGACAAACUUAUUGGACGCCCAAACCAAUAUACUCUGGUCAUGUUUUAUGCGCCUUGGUGUCCACAUUGCCAGACAAGCAAACCAAAGUAUUUGGAGGCAGCAAAACAGAUUGAGAAGUUGGAUUCAACGAAAAGUUUGGCGAUGGUCGAUUGCGACAACCAGAAAAACACAGAGCUCUGCCAGGCGCAUUCAAUCGAGAGUUAUCCAACAAUUAAAUUGUACUUUGAAGGCAAACUUGUGCAGGAAUAUGAAAAUGAAGUUAACGAAAAAAAAAUUACAGAUUUUAUGAAAACGCCCCCUAAACCUGAUGGCCAACCUACUUUAGCAGCUAUCGACAUCAACUCUAAAGUAACUUCACCUAGUAAAUGA